GGCUGUAUUACCUGCAAGGCUAAACGACUGAAGUGCGACGAGUCCAAACCAACCUGUCUUCAAUGUGAACGGCGCAAGGUACAAUGCGGAGGAUACAAGAAGGAUUUCAAGUGGCGACCCUUCGAAGAGACCAAUGCAGCGAACAGGACUUCUGCAAAGGCGAGGAAUGGUAAAGUUACAUGUCUAUUCUCUUAUAACAAUUCAACAGGGAAUGUUUCACGUCCGAUAUCGUCUGCAAGGACUGCACCAAGUCAAGGGUCCCCUUUAAAAUCAAGAGAAGGCCGCCGACUGCCGCAGCAGACCACCCCACCAAGGGUAGAGGAAGAUAGCCAGUCAAAUCUGGAUGCAUUGAGUGAGAAAACUCCCGAGUCCUCACUCGGAGAGCUUGAAAUUCCCGGGUCAGCUCCAUGGCUGUCGGAUUUGUUCCCCUCUUCUGCAGACUCUGGCAACUCGUUUGGCGCAAUGUGGACUUCUAGCCCAUCCAAGUCAGAUAGCUUCAGCUUCUCCGCCCUGCUAGCAGGAGAUGGCGAUGAAAUUGAAGAAAUCGUACGCCAGUCCGAUCCAGGCUCCGACCAGUGGCUGUUAUUUCCAGAUUCUGGGCCAUCUCCGUCAAGAACUGAAGCGCUCAUGGCGUCCAGCAUCCCUAGCGAACCAGAUUUAGGAGCUGCAAGCCCCGAGAUGCUGGUGUUACGCUUCAAUAGAAACACUUGCGGUAUAUUGUCGAUUAAGGAUGGGAUGCAUGAGAACCCCUGGCGUACAUUGAUCUGGCCAUUGGCCAAAGAUACCCCGGCCCUGCGCCACGCUAUCUUUUCAAUGGUCGCAUUCCAUUCCAGCAAGGAAAACCCAUCCCUCAGGGUCCACGGAGUGGAUCAUAUGCGCAAAAGCAUCGCGUACAUGGUGCAAAAUAUCGAAAGCAUGAGGACUGAUGCGGCUUUGGCCACCAGUCUAGCGCUAGCAUUUGCGGAUACAUGGGACCAGCAUACUCGCUCCUGCAUCCAGCAUCUCCGGGGAGCCAAGGCAUUGGUAUCACAGGUCCUAGAUCUGGCCGUACAGGGUAAAGUGCAUGGGACUGAUUUGGAGCGCGUUCGGUUUCUGUAUAAUACUUGGUUGUAUAUGGAUGUGAUCGCUCGUUUGACAUCGCGAGAUGGCUGCGAGGGGGCAGAAAUGGACCUGUCCAUAUUUCAACUUCCAAACGAUGUUGUACAUGAGAUUGAUCCUCUGAUGGGAUGUGCUGCCACGCUCUUUCCGCUUAUUAACCAGGUGGCUAGGCUAGUCCAACGGGUCCGAAAGAGUGAUUCCAACUCCAUCUCGCUGGUCUCCCAGGCCAUUGAACUGAAAAGGCUUGUUGAGCAGUGGGAGCCUCCAAGAUGGUUCGAACCGCCUGAAGACCCGACGUCAGAGGUGCAACAUAGCAUUCAAACAGCACAUGCUUAUCGCUGGGCCACCUUGUUGUAUCUGCAUCAAGCCGUCCCAGAGAUGCCUUCAGAACCGACAUCGGAACUGGCUAAGCGGGUAUUGAUCUUGCUUGCCACUGUGCCACCAAGCUCGCGGACAACUAUAAUUCAGAUGUUUCCGCUUAUUGCCGCAGGCUGCGAAGCAGAACAAGAAGAUGACCGCGACUGGGUUCUGAAUCGUUGGAUGGCCAUCCAAUCUCGGUUGAUGCUAGGUGGUAUCGAUCGGUGCCUCGAGGUUGUGCGGGAGGUCUGGACCCGUCGAGACUCAUACAAGGUUGAGCAAGAGCGAAAGCACAAACGCAGCCGCAGCAGUACUGUGUAUGAUUCCUCGGAGACUUGGGGGAAAGGAUGGAGUCGGGAGGAACGAACGAUUCCCUCUGUCACAUCUCGACAAGCUCCCAGACGGGGCUCUGCUGUGUCAAGCUUGGAAAAUAUCGAGCAUGAAAAGACCGUCCGGGGACGAUUGCAUUGGGUAAACGUAAUGGAGAAAUGGGGCUGGGAAGGUAAGCAAGGGCUUUUUCUUCAUUUGAAUGCCAAAAUGCUAACUUUUGAUUCUUUACAUAGUGUUCUUGGGAUAGAGGUUGAAUAUGAGACGCCCAGUUAA
Molecule: messenger RNA, 2058 nt
Organism: Aspergillus ruber CBS 135680
Lineage: Eukaryota; Fungi; Ascomycota; Eurotiomycetes; Eurotiales; Aspergillaceae
Product: Zn(II)2Cys6 transcription factor
Exons: 2
Biological process (GO): positive regulation of transcription by RNA polymerase II
Cellular component (GO): nucleus
Molecular function (GO): zinc ion binding; transcription cis-regulatory region binding; DNA-binding transcription factor activity, RNA polymerase II-specific
Source: RefSeq, a predicted model, not a curated record